Molecule: messenger RNA, 2143 nt
Organism: Monascus purpureus
Lineage: Eukaryota; Fungi; Ascomycota; Eurotiomycetes; Eurotiales; Aspergillaceae
Source: the annotation of a GenBank genome assembly
GCCCUCUUGCAUCUAGUCUCCCUGCUCGUCGAGAGAGCGCAGGAGAGUUGAUCAGUCUGCCUGGUCCGCUCUGCUCUUUCGACGGGAUUCACCGGAUUCGCCCAUCGCUGUAUGCUCUGAGCGCACUAAGGUCAUGCAAUGAUCCCUGAAUCCUCAAGGCCUUCUUCGCUGUCUUCGCUGUCUUAAGAGUCAAGACACUACGCACAGCCUGGCGUUGCAUCCGGACGGCGUUGGCCGCAGCACUACUGCGCCUACGCACGCUGUCACUGGGUUUUCAUCCUGGUGGGAGUAGUAGAAUCCUGUCCGAGCCGGUUCCUCCAGACUCCGUAUUUGCUCCGAUUAUUCUCUCAGUCGCUUGGACCACAUCCUCUAUUUGUAUUGUUAUUUUCUAUUAUUCGCCAUCGUUAUCUCCCGAAUGCUUGCUGCUGCUUCUACCUAUCGUACUCCCUGCUUCUUCAUUCUUCACGUUGGGGUUCCUUGAUUUUUAAGUCCCGCGAAAAACGCUUCUAUGAGAGCGUCACGUAUGCGGGUGCAAGAUGGGUUGUUGCUUAUCCUCGUCAUCGCGUGACACCGGCGAUCCCCAGUAUGCGACAGGAGUCACAGAAGAGAAUCGCCCACACGCCUCAUCUCGAGUUUUGCGCUCCGCCCCCAAUGCGAUCGUCUCAGACCGUCCCUCUGCCUCGCUUGCCGAGGAUACCCCACGACGUCGCGGGACCCGUUCUGCUAGCCGCCGUCGGACGCGGGCGAGUAACCUUCCUCUAAGUGAACAUUUUAACGAACCUAUCCGUCCCCACGUCUGGUACAGCAAGCGGCGUACAUGGACGCGCACUCAAUUGAAUCAGGAGCGCAGGGAAUUCUUCGAGACCAGGGUAACCGGUCGAUCCGAGGUUUGGGCUGCGCUGGCUGCUGCCAUCUCGUUGAUGCGGAGCGGCGACCUCACCACCGCCCAGAGCAUUAUCGAUGCCGCAGGGGUAACAGUACCCACGGGUGACCUUUGCGAAGGCUGCUAUGACCAACAGGGUGCUCUCUAUCGGUUACCGCAAUGCAUCGUAAGCGACCCGGAGAAUAUGAUCGAAGGUAGUUCCAUGGAUGAAUCAGCAAACAACGAUCUUGACGGCGAUGCCAUGUCUGCUGGAAAAUUUGCGGCCGAUGAGGCGUCCGGGGAUGAGCUUAUCUCCGACGAAGCCGAGCGACGCAGAGAAGAGAAAGGGAAGACGAGCGAACGGGAUCUGAUCAAAGUCCGGUCACGACUGAGUGAUGGUCGCUGCUCGGACAUUGUCAUUACCGUUGGCAAGAAUCAGAGUGUCGGGUUCAUUGCCCGUAAGAUACAACAAGAGGCAGGGAUAUCCAGUCCUCAACGAGUUAGGAUCGCAUAUCUGGGCAAGAUCCUCAAGGAACAUGAUUCCUUGCCGGACCAAGGGUGGAAGAAUGGCCAUGUCGUCAACGCCAUGGUUGUCACCCGUGGCUCCAUAUCCUGACAACAAAACUUCUUCGUCGAAUAUCUCUGUGAUGUCUACGACCCUGAAGGCACUCUUAAUACGCAAGGAUCUUAAUCUGCCCCAGCAAGCAUUCCUGGGUGCUGUUCCCUCCGUCAUUCCUCUCAUUAUCCACUCCUAAUCGUCUAACUUCAACCUCCUACAGCAAGACGCCUAGUGCCACGGCUCAUGUGACUCUGAUCUAAUAAUUCCUGGUCUCCUUCUCCUUACUGCAUAAUACCCCCUUGUUUUAACCUUGCGCGAUUAUCAAUUUCUAACCAUUUCAAGCCUGUUCGUAUUUGACCUCUUGUCUCUGCAUUUAGCGUCUGGCACCCAAUAUUUGAUAUUUAUCCGGAGUUUAGCAAAGAGAGAUCUUCUGUUUUCCCCCCCCUUUCGUUCAUUACUUAAUCCUUUCUUUCACUCUCUUCUUUGCUCUUGUCAAAUCUGCCAUGCUGCAUACAGUACGGCACUUGCAUGACCUAGAUGCAAUGUAAUGUCAUAGAAGAGGCGUCCGACUCUGUGAGUAAAUCAUCAGCAUUUAACAUGGAGUAAUCUGUUUAAAAAUUUUAAGAAUUCCAUAUGUUUCUUUUCCUGAGAUAUAGUAGUCUUUCUGUUGAAUGUUCCUGUCUGGCGGAUCUAGAUAGAUUAGCCUCAUCAAUCAAACAAAC